Molecule: messenger RNA, 1328 nt
Organism: Sorghum bicolor (sorghum)
Lineage: Eukaryota; Viridiplantae; Streptophyta; Magnoliopsida; Poales; Poaceae
Product: BTB/POZ and MATH domain-containing protein 2
Exons: 1
Coding region: 80-1123 (347 amino acids)
Biological process (GO): protein ubiquitination
Molecular function (GO): protein binding
Source: RefSeq, a predicted model, not a curated record
UCCCCUCGCCAUCGCCGCCGCCGCCUCCUCACCUCCCCGCAACCCUCGUUUCCUCCGCGCCGCAAGCGUGAACGCCUCCAUGUCUGCGGCACUCAAGAGGCCAGGCACGAGGACAGCAUCGAUGUACGUCGCAGCGGAGACGGCGCGGGUCACGCACUCGUUCAAGAUCGUCGGCAACGGGCUCCACAAGAACUUCGGCGUCGGGAGGUGCAUCCGCUCUGCGCCCUUUUCCGUAGGAGGCCACAACUGGUGUAUCCUGUACUACCCAGAUGGACGCACCGAGGACUGCAAGGACUACGUCUCCAUCUUCCUCGAGCUCAUGAGUGAAAACACUGAGGCUACGGCUCUCCGCGAGUUCAGGCUUGUCAACCAGACAACUGGGAUCUCAACAUCCAUUUCAUGCACAUGUCAGGCGGUUUACAACGCUGAAAACGCAGCCCGGGGUAGCAGAAAGUUCAUGAAGAAGGGCGACCUGGAAUCGUUGGGAUACCUCAAGGACGGAUGUCUCGAGAUCGAGUGCGACCUCACCGUUAUCAAGGGGGACGACAUUGAUCUGCCACCGUCAGAUCUGCAGGAUAAUCUUGGCAAACUGCUGGAGUCAGAGGAGGGGGUGGAUGUGACCUUCAAGGUUAAAGACGAGCUUUUCAGAGCCCACAAAAUUGUGCUUAAGAUGAGGUCGCCUGUCUUCGAGGCUGAGCUCCCGAGGGACAAGAGAAAGCGGAUCAUAAUAGUUGAAGAUAUGGAGCCUCCUGUUUUCAAGGCAUUGCUUCGCUUCAUCUACACUGAUUCUUUGCCCUCUAUGGGUGAUCUUGAUGGCGAUGAGAAUGAUGAGAUGGUGAGACAUUUGCUUGUGGCUGCAAAUAGGUAUGGAUUGGUAAGGAUGAAGUUGAUGUGUGAGAGCAUCCUUUGCAACAGGCUUGCUGUUCAGAAUGUGGCUGCCACUCUAGCUGUAGCUGAUCAGUGUCGCUGCUACAAGCUCAAAGAUGCUUGCAUUCAAUUCAUCAGCUCUUCUAAUAGAUUGGAUGAUGUGGCAGCAAGCCAAGGUUUUGAGGACCUAAAAAAGGCAUGCCCUGCCCUCAUUGCAGCGAUAUAUGAGAAAGCAGCAGUGCCUCACAAGAUUUAGUUUGCAUUGUUCUUCCAAGAUUAACUUCUCAAUUGAAAGAUUUCUUAGUAGAGAUUAUAUGGGAGGGUAUUUUAUUUUGCAAUGUAUGGAUCUAUGGUAAUGUAGCGCACUAAUGUCCAUAUAGUCGUUUUGAUCUACAGGCUAGUAUGCUUUGACUGUUUCAGCUUUCAUCUUGUGGUGUUUUUUAUUUCUGAAAAGUACAAGU